Molecule: messenger RNA, 1841 nt
Organism: Corylus avellana
Lineage: Eukaryota; Viridiplantae; Streptophyta; Magnoliopsida; Fagales; Betulaceae
Product: NOL1/NOP2/sun family protein / antitermination NusB domain-containing protein
Biological process (GO): RNA methylation; regulation of DNA-templated transcription; rRNA processing
Molecular function (GO): rRNA methyltransferase activity; RNA binding
Source: RefSeq, a predicted model, not a curated record
UCGUAAUUUUAUCCAACACGACCGCUUUCUCUAGGAGACGUCGAAGUUGGAGCAACAAUGGCGCUCGUGCUGUCCCUCCGUGUAAGUUUCUCUGCAGCUGAGACCCGCCACAAGGCUUCUACAAAGCCACUGAAGUUCGCCAAGAGAACCCGGGAGCCGAAGACACCUAUUUACAAUCCUAGGAAAGGUUCUCACAAGCCCUCUAGCAAGACGCAGAAGCUGAAUUCGGAGGUCUCACCUCACAGGGCAGUGUCUGCAGUGAGGUUGAUGAGAAUAGAGCUGGGUGGUGCUUUUGCUGACCUUUUGAAUGAGAAAGGGAAGGGUUCUGGUGAUAACGAGAUGGGAUAUGUUGAAAGAACUCUCGGAUUUCGUACCCGGGAGUUAGAUGACCGUGAUCUUAGAUUGGUUACAGAUAUUGUUGGGGGCACCAUCCGUUGGAGGAGAUUUCUUGAUUAUUUGAUCUGUUCUAUAUGCCAUGAUGAGAGCACAUUUAGAAGAAUGGAGCCUCUUCUCUUACAGAUUCUCCGAAUAGGUUUCUAUGAGAUUGUCAAGCUCGAUAUGCCACAAUAUGCUGUUGUAGAUGAGAAUGUGAGGCUUGCAAAGGUUGCCCUAAGACCUGGUGCUGGUAACUUGGUCAAUGGGAUUCUGCGGAAGCUUGUUUUGCUUAAGGAAAACAACUCUCUUCCUCUACCCAAAGUGGAGGGUGAUGAACGUGCACAAGCACGUACUCUUGCUAUUCUGUACUCUCAUCCUGUUUGGAUGGUAAGGCGAUGGACGAAGUAUGUUGGGCAAGAAGAAGCCAUUAGAUUGAUGACCUGGAACAACAGUGAUCCCAGUUUCAGCCUGAGGGCAAACAGUGGGAAAGGCGUUUCAAGAGCUGACCUUGUAAUGCAGCUAAAUCUGUUGAAGGUUCCACAUGAGCUUUCUUUGCAUUUGGAUGAUUUUGUCCGUAUUAAAACUGGGCUACAGGUUGUCAUAACAGCUGGCUUACUCAAAGAUGGUUUAUGUUCCGUUCAGGAUGAGAGUGCAGGAAUGGUCGUUUCUGUUGUGGAUCCUCAACCGGGUGAGAGAAUAAUUGAUUGUUGUGCUGCUCCAGGAGGAAAGACUCUUUACAUGGCAUCCCAAUUAAGUGGCCAGGGUAUGGUAUCUGCAAUUGACUUAAAUGAAGGCCGGUUGAGAAUCGUUAAAGAGACAGCCAAGUUGCACCAAGUAGAUAGUGUCAUCACCACCAUCCAUGCUGAUCUUCGUACCUUUGCUGAGAAAAAUCCAGUGAAGGGAGAUAAGGUUUUGCUGGACGCUCCAUGUUCCGGAUUGGGAGUUCUCUCAAAGAGAGCAGACCUACGCUGGAACAGGAAAUUAGAGGACAUUGAACAACUGAAGAAUUUACAGGAUGAGCUCUUCAAUGCAGCAUCUGUAUUGGUAAAGCCUGGUGGAGUUUUGAUAUACAGUACCUGUUCCAUAGAUCCUGAAGAGAAUGAAGAGAGGGUGGCUGCAUUUCUUCUCAGGCAUCCAGAAUUUUCCAUGGAUCCAGUUGACAGAUAUGUACCACCCGACUUUGUAACGGAACGUGGUUUCUAUCUCUCUGACCCGGUAAAACAUUCGCUUGAUGGGGCCUUUGCAGCUCGUCUAGUUCGAGAUUUAUAAAUCAGAUGUAAGUAUAGUAACCCUGGCAAUUCAGCACAUGUAUUUCAGAUUAGUUAUUGCAAAUACUGACAAACGAUGGAAAUGUAGAGACCAAUUCUACCGUUUGCAGGAUAAAUUUCACAUUCAGAAGAAGUCCUCUUUCUGCACACAACCAAAAAUAUGUACUUAAUGCCUGCUUUUAUGAUGGCCCUUUCUUC